Knipowitschia caucasica is the source of this 2313-nucleotide messenger RNA. The record is from the annotation of a GenBank genome assembly. NCBI's taxonomy places the organism in Eukaryota, Metazoa, Chordata, Actinopteri, Gobiiformes, Gobiidae.
AUGCAGCUGGGAACGCUGAGCUCUCACACUUUGACAGCAGAGAUGCAGCAGAACCGACGGGCUAUAAACCAAAAGGCUGUGGAGCUGGGCUGUUGUAGUCUGCUGCCUGGAGAGCAGGCAGCAGGAGAGCAGGCAGCAGGAGAGCAGGCAGCAGGAGAGCAGGCAGCAGGAGAGCAGGCAGCAGGAGAGCAGGCAGCAGGAGAACAGGCAGCAGGAGAGCAGGCAUCAGGAGAGCAGGCAGCAGGAGAGCAGGCAGCAGGAGAGCAGGCAGCAGGAGAACAGGCAUCAGGAGAGCAGGCAGCAGGAGAGCAGGCAGCAGGAGAGCAGGCAGCAGGAGAGCAGGCAGCAGGAGAGCAGGCAGCAGGAGAGCAGGCAGCAGGAGAGCAGGCAGCAGGAGAACAGGCAGCAGGAGAGCAGGCAGCAGGAGAACAGGCAUCAGGAGAGCAGGCAGCAGGAGAGCAGGCAGCAGGAGAACAGGCAGCAGGAGAGCAGGCAGCAGGAGAACAGGCAGCAGGAGAGCAGGCAGCAGGAGAGCAGGCAGCAGGAGAGCAGGCAGCAGGAGAGCAGGCAGCAGGAGAACAGGCAGCAGGAGAGCAGGCAGCAGGAGAACAGGCAGCAGGAGAACAGGCAGCAGGAGAGCAGGCAGCAGGAGAGCAGGCAGCAGGAGAGCAGGCAGCAGGAGAGCAGGCAGCAGGAGAGCAGGCAGCAGGAGACAGGCAGCAGGAGAGCAGGCAGCAGGAGAACAGGCAGCAGGAGAGCAGGCAGCAGGAGAACAGGCAGCAGGAGAACAGGCAGCAGGAGAGCAGGCAGCAGGAGAGCAGGCAGCAGGAGAGCAGGCAGCAGGAGAGCAGGCAGCAGGAGAACAGGCAGCAGGAGAGCAGGCAGCAGGAGAACAGGCAGCAGGAGAGCAGGCAGCAGGAGAGCAGGCAGCAGGAGAACAGGCAGCAGGAGAGCAGGCAGCAGGAGAACAGGCAUCAGGAGAGCAGGCAGCAGGAGAGCAGGCAGCAGGAGAGCAGGCAGCAGGAGAGCAGGCAGCAGGAGAGCAGGCAGCAGGAGAACAGGCAGCAGGAGAACAGGCAGCAGGAGAGCAGGCAGCAGGAGAGCAGGCAGCAGGAGAGCAGGCAGCAGGAGAGCAGGCAGCAGGAGAACAGGCAGCAGGAGAGCAGGCAGCAGGAGAACAGGCAGCAGGAGAACAGGCAGCAGGAGAGCAGGCAGCAGGAGAGCAGGCAUCAGGAGAGCAGGCAGCAGGAGAGCAGGCAGCAGGAGAACAGGCAGCAGGAGAGCAGGCAGCAGGAGAGCAGGCAGCAGGAGAACAGGCAGCAGGAGAACAGGCAGCAGGAGAGCAGGCAGCAGGAGAGCAGGCAGCAGGAGAGCAGGCAGCAGGAGAGCAGGCAGCAGGAGAACAGGCAGCAGGAGAACAGGCAUCAGGAGAGCAGGCAGCAGGAGAGCAGGCAGCAGGAGAGCAGGCAGCAGGAGAGCAGGCAGCAGGAGAGCAGGCAGCAGGAGAGCAGGCAGCAGGAGAGCAGGCAGCAGGAGAGCAGGCAGCAGGAGAGCAGGCAGCAGGAGAACAGACUGCGGUCCAGGUAUGAGCAGCGUCCUGUGGACCUGUGUGAAUGCAGCAGCAGGAGCUCGCUGUUGCAUGGGCCCCCCCAGGGCUGUAAUCGCUCUCCAAAGCGCUGCUCUGUGCGUCGAUUGUGUUCGAAAUGCGCGAGAAGUGAGGAGGAGUGUGGCUGUGGACGCAAGGGAAAGAUCAGUGAGAAAACAGAGCAGACUCACUGCAGCAGCACAGAGAGAUCUCAGGAUCCAUCAGACAGCAGGGAGGAGCAGAGAGGAGCAGAGAGGUGCAGAGAGGUGCAGAGAGGGGCAGAGAGGAAGAGAGAGGAGCAGAGAGGAAGAGAGAGGAGCAGAGAAAGGCAGAGAGGAGGAGAGAGGAGCAGAGAGGAGGAGAGAGGAGCAGAGAGGAAGAGAGAGGAGCAGAGAAAGGCAGAGAGGAGGAGAGAGGAGCAGAGAGGAGGAGAGAGGAGCAGUGAGGAAGAGAGAGGAGCAGAGAAAGGCAGAGAGGAGGAGAGAGGAGCAGAGAGGAAGAGACAGGAGCAGAGAAAGGCAGAGAGGUGCAGAGAGGAGCAGAGAGGAAGACAGAGGAGCAGAGAGGAGCAGAGAAAGGCAGAGAGGAGGCGAGAGGAGCAGAGAGGAAGACAGAGGAGCAGAGAGGAGCAGAGAAAGGCAGAGAGGAGGAGAGAGGAGCAGAGAGGAAGACAGAGGAGCAGAGAGGAAGACAGAGGAGCAGUGAAAGGCAGAGAGGAGCAGAGAUGA